Molecule: messenger RNA, 1269 nt
Organism: Mucor mucedo
Lineage: Eukaryota; Fungi; Mucoromycota; Mucoromycetes; Mucorales; Mucoraceae
Exons: 1
Coding region: 444-1205 (253 amino acids)
Source: RefSeq, a predicted model, not a curated record
UUUAUUUUCCUUCUUGUUUGUUAUAAACAUUCUUAUUUUAAUAUACCAUCAAUGUCAACAUUAUCAUUUCCACCUUUUCACACCGAUCCUGUCGCAAUACCCAUUACAGAUACUAGUGGCGAUGAAGAACAAGCAUAUAAAGAUAUGAUUAAGCAACUGGCAGCCCAAGCCCCUGAGCCGUAUGGUGCUAUUCCUCCCUUAAUAAAAAAGAAGAAGAAGAAAAAGAGAAAGACAGACAAAAGAAACUUGCCAAUCAGACGAAUGUCUCAUGUAGAGAAUUGGAUCGCUGUAGAUAGUAAAGAAAGCAUACCUGACGAACAAGACCUGGUAAAAAAAAAAAAAAUACAUUCGUACUUAAAAGACUAACAUUUAAGUGUUAAUUGCAGAGACAUUCACCGUUUCGUAACUUCCUGUCAACAGAUUUUUUAGUGCUACCUCUACAUAUGCCGCCUCCUUCUCUCAGUGCUACAUCAGAACAGCAACUAUUACGCUCAGUGGAGAAAAAGGAGCUAUCAACAAAUCCAAAAUUAAGUGCAGAUUUCAGGCCUGUGCUAUUUCCUAUUCCAAAAGGGAUUCCCGUAGUUGAAGAAGAGGAUGAGGAUGAUGAUGAGGAAGAUGAUGACGACGAGGAAGAGGAAGACUAUGAGGAGGAUGAAGAGGACGAUGAUGACGAUGAAAAGAGUCUGAGAAGCAAAACUUCAAUACCUUCGUUUUCACAAUCUCAAACACCUUCCACAUCGACAACUAGAUCUUAUGCAAUGUCAUCAUCACCACCGCAUACACAAGAGCCAACAAGAUCGCGUUGGAUGGAAACCAUUGCACAGUUACGCAGAUCACUGAUAAGAUCUACAUCACCGCGUAAAGAGGAAGAGGAGGAGGAGGAGGAUAAGGUUGUAGUUAAAAAGAAGAAUAUCGACUUUAUCCCUAUGCCUUUACCACCCAAACGUAAUGUACGUAAAAGACGAUCAGAGGCUACAACGCAGCCUAGAUUCAACCCCGAAACGAAUACCUAUACAAGAGAUACCCGAUCAAAUCCAGAUCAUCUAAGAAUGAUUUCAGCCGAGUUAAACAUGAUGAGAUCCAGGAAACUAUCUAGUCCACUGAAACCAAGAGGUUUUUUGCCUAGAAGAACUGAUUCGUUCAUACGGGGUGACAAAAGACGUUUAUCUAUUUUACAAAAAGAAGUAUUACCUAAUAAUUGUUAAAUUAAAAAAGAAUAAAAACUUGUACUCCUUUUUUGUUUAUUCAAAGGAGAUAUAGGAGAUAUUA